UUACAAUUCCACACACUCUAUAAUUCAUUGGUUUCUCUCUCUAGAAUUCAUUCAACCACACUUUUUUCUCUCUCUACCUUCGCUUUCGUCGUUUUAUAUACAUAUAUUAUAAGUAUAUUUGUGGAUAUAUAUAUCAUAGGUUGUAUCGACAUCUUAUGUAUCCAUCCGAAUCAAUCGUUUUCGAGUAAAAAUGGAGUUGCAGGAAGCGAUUUGCUUCCAGUUUUCGUCGCUUUUGUUAUCGAUCUCACUAUAAGUCUGGAUCUGACUGAAGAUCUGUGUUUAAAGCUUGUUUGUUGCUUGUUUAGCUCUUGAAGAUAUUAUAUUCUAUCGUGGGAUUGAAGUGAAGACAGAUUAUAAAGCUAACAAAAUGGUCAUGAGUCCGCUAACUGUGGAGACAGAAGAUUCUUUUUCGAGUUUACUUGAAUACGCUGCUAACAAUGAUGUUGAGGGGUUCAAACGGUUGAUUGAGAAGGACCCUUCAUCGAUUGAUGAAGUUGGACUGUGGUAUGUGCGAAAGAAGGGUUCAAAACAGAUAGUUCUUGAGCAUCGGACUCCGUUAAUGGUUGCUUCUACUUACGGAAGCAUGAGUGUUUUGAAAUUGAUUGUUUCACAACCUAAAGUGGAUGUGAACUUCGCUUGUGGCCCGGAUAAGUGCACCGCUUUACACUGUGCGGCUUCUGGUGGUUCUGUUGAUGCUGUUGAAGUGGUUAAGUUGCUUCUUUCUGUGGGUGCAGAUCCCAAUAUUGAAGAUGUUAAUGGACAUCGGCCUGUUGAUGUGAUUGUUGUUUCUCCAAAGCCGUCUGGUGUUCGUUCUUCUCUUGAAGAACUUCUUGCGAAUAACGUGAAUGCUUCAUCUGAUGGAUCGGUUAUUGACUGCAAGCUGACUGUAUCUGUGACCACUUCAAGUUCAUGGUCCCCAACCCUAUCAUCUUCUCCGGAUGACCGUUCACCUUGUUCCCCAUCAGAUUUGGUAUCUUCUCCAACACUGUCGAAAUUUAACGACAUUCCUGUGAACUCUUGUUCGGAGAAGAAAGAAUACCCGAUCGAUCCGUCUCUCCCCGACAUUAAAAACAGCAUAUAUUCUACUGACGAGUUCCGUAUGUUUUCGUUCAAGGUUCGACCUUGUUCAAGGGCUUAUUCUCAUGAUUGGACCGAGUGCCCUUUCGUUCACCCUGGCGAAAAUGCACGCAGGCGUGACCCGCGAAAGUAUCAUUACAGCUGCGUACCGUGCCCUGAUUUUCGGAAAGGUGCGUGUAGAAGAGGGGAUAUGUGUGAGUAUGCUCAUGGUGUGUUCGAGUGUUGGCUACACCCGGCUCAGUACCGUACACGGUUAUGUAAAGAUGGCACAAGCUGUGCUAGGCGUGUUUGUUUUUUCGCCCAUCUUCCCGAGGAGCUUAGGCCGCUUUACGUCUCAACUGGGUCUGCUGUCCCGUCUCCUAGGUCUUCUGCUGCUGGUGUUAUGGACAUGGCUGCAGCCAUGAAUCUUUUACCUGGUUCACCCAUGUCUCCCGGGUUCAGUCAACAGAUGUCACCAUCAGGAAACGGUGGUCAACACUCUUCAGUUGCAUGGCCCCAGCCGAAUGUCCCGACACUUCAUCUUCCAGGAAGUAAUCUACAAUCGAGUCGGCUUAGAUCUUCUCUUAGCGCCAGGGAUAUCCCAUUAGAGGAUUUGAGCUUGUUGCAGGAUUAUGAAUCUCAACAACUGCUAAACGACUUUGCCUGUUAUUCACAAACUCGACCUGGUUCACUCUCGUUGAACCGUUCAGCUCGGUCUAAAACACUCACUCCUGCAAAUCUUGAAGAUCUGUUUGCAGCGGAGCUUGCUUCUUCUCCAAGAUAUUCAGACUCGGCAGCAUCUCCUGGCGUCUUUUCACCAUCACACAAAUCAGCGGUUCUCAACCAAUUCCAACAGCAGCAAAGCAUGCUUUCUCCUAUCAAUACCAACGUGUUUUCACCGAAAAACGUUGACCAUAUGUUGCAAGCUUCUUUUGGCGUUUCAUCACCGGGGAGAAUGUCGCCACGAAGCAUGGAUCCGAUAUCUCCAAUGGGUGCUCGGCUUUCCGCUUUUGCACAACGUGAAAAACAUCAACAGUUACGGAGUCUCAGUUCUAGGGAUCUUGGAGCAAAUUUUGGUACAAACAGUCCUUUUAGUGUCGGAUCACCUGUGAAUAACAACACUUCGUCUUCUUGGUCAAAAUGGGGAUCUCCAACUGGGAAAGCUGACUGGUCGGUCAACGGAGACGGGUUUGGUAAACUGAAAAGGUCGUCUUCUUUUGAGCACCUCAACAACAAUAACAGCAACGGUGCUGAGGAACCGGACCUAUCAUGGGUGCAAUCGCUUGUGAAAGAAUCACCACCCGAGAUGAUGAAAAACAAGGCGGCUGCACCACCUUUGGGUAGUGUGGCUGCACCAUCCGGUGAGGGUCGUCCACAGGUCGAAUCAAGUGAUCAUUCAGUAUUAGGGGCUUGGCUCGAGCAGAUGCAACUCGAUCAUCAGCUUGUAGCCUAAGCAAAGAGAUGAAUUCAUAUUCAUUUUCAUCACUUACAUGUCUUGACAAAAACAAAACUCAUUUUCUAGAUAUAAAAGUAUAUAUUCUUUGGCGGUGUUGGUGGCGGCAUUGGUUGGUAUUAUAACAGCAAGGCAGGCAGGCUGAAGGAUGUUGAAAUUUUAUAUUCUUUUGGAUUCAAAGCUGGUUCUAUAAUGGCAGGCAGGCAGCAGGAUGAAGAAAUGAAGCAAAGUACUCUCUGCUUGGGUAUUUUUUCUACCUUCUGCAACUGUUUUUCAUAUUUCUAGCAUUUGUUUACAAUUUUUAUAUGUUGGAAACAAUUUUCAAUUUCUUUAAUAUUUACUUUUGGCUAAACCAAUGUACUGAUCCAGGGGAGGGAUAGCAAAUUGUGCUGCUACUUAGUUUGUGACACUUUUGGUCACAAAUUAUCCCCUUUUUAUCAUGUAAAACAUAUAUUAUUUUGUUCCUUCUAUUCAUAUGUUGUUUCGGCUUA
Molecule: messenger RNA, 3000 nt
Organism: Helianthus annuus (common sunflower)
Lineage: Eukaryota; Viridiplantae; Streptophyta; Magnoliopsida; Asterales; Asteraceae
Product: zinc finger CCCH domain-containing protein 30
Exons: 2
Coding region: 368-2509 (713 amino acids)
Molecular function (GO): protein binding; metal ion binding
Source: RefSeq, a predicted model, not a curated record